AAUGGCUAGAUCAUUAACAAUAUUGGCUAUUGUUAUUGCAGUUGCUACAGCACGAUUGACUAAGACUGAAAGUCCUAAAGAAAUUUUGGCUUAAGUCAACAAGGAUUCAUUUGGUAAUUCCAUCCUUUCAGUUCUCCAACUCUAAUUGGCUACUGGUGGACCUGUUGGAGAGAUCUAAAUCCUUUUAAAUAACAUUGCUUCUUAAUUGAAUGGAGAUUAAAAGAAAGCUGACAAAGUUCACGAAAGUGACACUGUUGCAUUUGAGAAGAUCAUUGCUGACUUAGAAUAAGAAAUUGCUUAUCAUUAAACCUAAAUUGUUGCCCUCUCUAACUUGAGAGAUUCAACAACUGAAGCCUUAGGUGAAGCUGAAGCCGAAGUUAGAGUUGUCACAUCUGAUAUUGCCAAUAACGAAAAAAGUUUUGCUGACGAAUCAGCCACCAGAUAAUCAUAACACGAAACUUGGGUUAGAAAAGAUGCAGAACAUGUUGAUUAAAUGGAUGCCAUCGAUGAAGCUUCAAAGAUUGUUCAACAUUUAUAAGCUGGUGUUGCAUUUGCUUAACUNUUUAAUGAUUUCUGCUAAACUAAUUAGAAUAUUUCUUUUAUCUAAUGA
Paramecium primaurelia is the source of this 610-nucleotide messenger RNA. NCBI's taxonomy places the organism in Eukaryota, Ciliophora, Oligohymenophorea, Peniculida, Parameciidae. The record is from the annotation of a GenBank genome assembly.